UUGUAAUUAAAUGUAGAGGAACGUGAUGAGUUGAGUAACAUCGAAAUUCGUAGCAGGCACAUUGUUAAAAUAACUCAUGCAUAAUUUUUUAGACAAAACUGGCUUAAUUAUUAGUCACCCCACCUGACCAACGGAGCGUAUCUCCCUAAAACCGACAAAUGUACGUAUUCAUCGCAUUUAUCCAUAGGUGUAUACGCGUCUACGCAUUUCCCAUAGCGCAUACCAUUGGUCGUGUUCUAGUACCAUUGUACACAGUGACAUAUAUUACGUUUGAUUUUGUUUACAAAUAAACAUGAAGAAAAUCGCGAGUACAAAAGUGCUGUUUGGAUUUUUCAAUACGAUAUUUUUUGCGUGUGGUUUCGUGAAAGUGGUAUGCGGUUUCCUACUUCUGUGCGACACACGAAGGAUCCUUCUGUCGCGCUUGCUCGCGAUGCCAGAAGACGGCUUAGAAGAGCCCCCCUUCUAUUACGUCGCGCUCGGACUUCUGGUCGCCGGGGUCACAGUUUGCACUGUGGCCGCUAUAGGAGUGUGGGCUACGUAUAUACCGGGAUACAUCAUACUAACUUUCUACUUCCUGGUGGUGCUGGCGCUGCUGGUGGCGGAGUGCGCGGCGGGCGUGCUGGCGGCGGUGUGGCCGCGUUGCUACGGCGUGCAGGCGGCGCGCGGCGGCGCGGUGGGCGCGCUGCAGAGCUACUACGCUGUGCCAGACUUCGAGCACUUCACCGCCGCCUUGGACUUGGCGCAGACUGAGUUGGAGUGCUGCGGCAUGACGAGCGCGCGCAACUACGACAUGUCGCUGUGGCAGCUGCGGCGCCUGGGCCCGCGCGGCCUGUCCGUGCCGCCCUCGUGCUGCGUGCAGAGCGCGCCGCGCUCGCACCUCAGCCCCGCGCCCGCGGACCCCGCGCGCUGCCAGGAAUUGGCGCCCAACGCGACCUACCGACACGUGCCGGGUUGCCAGACUAAACUCGAAGAUUGGUACCAGGAACAGUACUUCAUAUUCAUGAUAUCACUAUUUGUCGUCGCCGUUUUCAAACUUGCCAUCCUAUUAAGCACAGUGUUCUCUUGUAUAAGACUGCGAAAGAGUAGACAAGAGAUGAAUUCCUUUAUGAUAAAAGGCUUCGGUUGCAAGAACGAGAACAUCUACGAACGCAAUAUGAGUUUGCACGACGAGCCGAUUACAGCGAAGUACAUACAACCCAACAACUUUUACAGUCCCCGUGUAAGGAACCCGAGAAUUUUCCACACUAAACCCAAUGAGAUGGUAUGAGAAUUAACCGCGGAGAUAAUUGCUUUAGAGAGAAGGUUGGAACGGUUUUCGGAUAUUCUACACAAACAUCAGGCGGACUCUUUUAUGUGGUAACAAAGCGGUAUUUUUACCA
Molecule: messenger RNA, 1379 nt
Organism: Bicyclus anynana (squinting bush brown)
Lineage: Eukaryota; Metazoa; Arthropoda; Insecta; Lepidoptera; Nymphalidae
Gene: Tsp68C
Product: tetraspanin-17
Exons: 5
Coding region: 293-1267 (324 amino acids)
Cellular component (GO): membrane
Source: RefSeq, a predicted model, not a curated record